AUGGUGUCACCAAAGGAUGUCGUACGUCUCGAGUUACCUUAUCUCGUUCCCAGUCUCGAAAUUGGCACUGUAAUACUAACAACCUCGUAUACUCAAGCCCCUCAUGAAGUCAUCCGGCCUGUCAUUGAGGAUCUUGUGCAGCGAGGCUAUAACAAUAAUGACAUUGUUCUGGAGUUGCGAGAUCAUUAUGAUAUGGAUAGGUAUAAUGUUAGCGUUCCCUUGCUCAAAAAGCUGCGGAGCCAAUGGCAGAUACGGUCAGCUCGUGGAAAGGGACAUACUGUGAACAGCAUCGGUCCUGCAGUUGAGCGUGUGCGAGCAAAAUAUCCAACAAUGGGCUCCCAUGAGAUGAAGAGAGUCCUGUUGGCUGAUGAGGAAGUCGAUGUCAGCAGGCCAAAAAUCUUGGACUAUAUGCACAUCCAUCAUCAUCAGGAAGUUCUCGCCCGCAAGUCUCAUGUGCUGAAACGUAAGACGUUCUGGUGCGCUGGAGUCAAUGACCUCUGGGUUAUGGACCAGCACGACAAGUGGCGGAAGUAUCAGCUCUUCUGUCACGUUGGACUUGAGCCCUUCUCUGGAACUUGUCUCUGGCUGAAAGUGUGGUGGACAAACCGCAAUCCCCGUCUUAUUACCGGCUACUAUGCUGAGACAAUCAAGAACGUAAAUUAUGAAAUGCCACUCCUGACUCAAAGCGACGCUGGAACGGAGAACUUUGGGGUCGCCAACGUCCACACUAUUCUUCGCCACCGCCAAGAUCCCGCCCUUUCUGCGUCUCUUCAGCAUAAGUUCAUGGUCAACAAUAAGAAUAUCAAGCCUGAGGUUUUCUGGGGCAUGUUUCGGAGAAACUGGACACCAGGGUACGAGGAUGUGUUCGAGUAUGGAUUGGUACAUGGAUUGUAUGAUCCCGAUAACAUGAUGGAACGGACUGUAUUCCACUACUUGAGCAUCCCUUGGCUACAGAAGGAACUCGACAACUAUCGCAAGCGAUUCAACGACACUAAAAGACGCUACCACAAGCACAAGGUCCUCCCCCAUGGCCGCCCAAAUACGAUAUAUAACAGGCCACGCAGGUUCCAGACUGAGAAUUUUGGGGUCAAGGUGGACCCCGAGCUAUUGGACGAGGUUCGGGAGGCCCAUGCCCCUUCAAAUCACUAUGUCUUCGAUCUUGUCCCUCCAGAGGUUGAUGCGUACGCACGAGAGUUCAUGGAGCAUAUGGGAUGGCCAGAGGUAAACCGAGACAGUUUCUGGGAUAUUUACAGCGAGUUACUGGGCUACUUUGAGGCCCUAGAGGGCGAAGAGAACCUUGAGGUGGCGCUCACUGAGCGAGCAGCAGAGCCAUGUCCACCACAAGGCUUCACACAGGAGGAUCAUCAGUUUGUCCCCGUUCUCCCAAACCUGAAACCAGCUCGGAUUGCCCAAGGAUCGGCCUUAACAUCAGAGGGUGGUGUAGACGCCGAGGUGCAGGACAUGAAGGGGUCAGGCUCAGGAUCGGACACGGACUCGGAAUAUGACGAGGUGCCGUUGAAGGAAGUUGUCGCGGUAUAUUCUUCAGACGACUCUGAAGACUCAGGGGUUGUCUUUAGUGACUAG
Messenger RNA from Stereum hirsutum FP-91666 SS1, 1584 nucleotides. RefSeq lists its product as uncharacterized. The record is from RefSeq and is a predicted model, not a curated record. The transcript has 6 exons. Bases 1 to 1584 code for a protein of 527 amino acids. Lineage: Eukaryota; Fungi; Basidiomycota; Agaricomycetes; Russulales; Stereaceae.